Molecule: messenger RNA, 2086 nt
Organism: Topomyia yanbarensis
Lineage: Eukaryota; Metazoa; Arthropoda; Insecta; Diptera; Culicidae
Product: hemicentin-2-like
Exons: 7
Coding region: 847-1995 (382 amino acids)
Biological process (GO): synapse organization
Cellular component (GO): neuron projection membrane
Source: RefSeq, a predicted model, not a curated record
GGCCCAGUCAAAGCCAACUGUGUCGAACGGUGCGGGUGUGCAAACAGUAGUCCUAGGCGCUGCCGAAUAGUCGUAGGUCAUGUGCGUGCUGUGUGCGGUUCCACGCUAGAGGAGUAUCCUGACAAGGAAUCUUGCUGUUUGGUGUGUUGUGUGUUGGCUGGUUGGCUGAUUUAGGUGCAACCCAUUGCAGAGUCAUUUGACACAUAAAAGUGCUGGGUGGAAUCGUUCGUUCAUUCGUGUGCACCGUCUAGAGCGGGGGUGGUGGAAGGAGUUUAACAUAUAUUCCCACGGAAGCAAACGCAAAGAAACGGGAUAUUGAUGAAACAGUGAGAAAAUGAAGGUUUUUGGAUGCGGGUGUGCGAGCAACCGGAAGUGAAAUCAGCCAUCGAACGCCAGCCGUUGUGUGGAAACCACGGUUUAACGAAGGUGUGCGGGUGGUGAAGUGCGGCGGAAUCUGCUGAGAGAAUUGGAAUCGAUAGCUUAAAACCAUCAGGAAGAGGUAGAAUUUUCGCAUUGAUCGAAACUGUAAGGUGACGGACGGCAUUUUAGGGCGGAAUCAUUUUUUGUCGAGUGACUGCUGAAGUGUGUGUGUGAGUGAAUAUAUAUCGAGGCAAAUGGGACGUAAACUGCACUGGAAGGAGCGAUUAGUGGAGCAGCUGGAUGUUGGCAGCGGCUGAAUGCCGUGAACGUUGGUGCGACGAGUAAGAAGACCGUGGGAAAAUCGAGAGAACCAUGCCACGCAACGACACUUCCCAUCGUUAUUGUUAAGAGAUAAUCAAUAAAUGUUUACAUCUGUUAUUGUGCGGCAAAGCCGAAAAUUGACACAGUAAAGUAGAUAAUUUAACCAUGAAGCCCCAUAAAAGCAACUCUCGGGAUGGUUCCGAACUACUUCGGCUGUCACAGGUCCUCUACCCAUUGAUACUGCUGAGCGUGUACGUAGAUUUCGUUGGACAGGCCGAAGCCAGUGCUGCCAGUUCGCCGGACGGGUCAUCGCAGAUCGGAAUCAGCUUCACUCCGCGCCAGGAGCUGGCUAAGAAGGAGGGAGUUUCACUACAACAUUUUGGAAUCACCGCUCCACCGGCCUCCUCCAGCAGCAAUGAAAACGGCGCAGCAGGUCCCUCGGGUGGAAUUGCGGCUCCGUUCACCCUGCCGCAGCUUCCGGCCGGUCACAGUGUCGGCGGUGGUGGUGACAAUAAGCCGUAUUUCGAUGAUGUCAGUCCGCGUAACGUGACGACCGUGGUGGACGAUACGGCGAUCCUGAAAUGCCGCGUCAAACACAAAGGCAACCGUACGGUCUCCUGGAUGCGUAAAAGGGAUCUGCACAUUCUGACGUCCAGCACCCACACCUACACCGGGGAUCAGCGAUUCGCCGUUCAUCAUCCGCCGGAUGGCGACGAUUGGGAUUUGAAGAUUUCGUACGCCCAACCACGGGACAGCGGAAUCUAUGAGUGUCAGGUCAACACCGAACCGAAGAUUAACCUGGCCGUGUAUCUGCAUGUAACCGCAGCCGCCCGUGCAAAAAUCCUCGGCUCACAGGAGGCUCACGUACGGAAAGGCAGUACCAUCUCGCUGUCCUGUGUGGUCAAUUUCCACGCAUCGUCAAUAACCUGGUAUCACGGAACAUCCAUCGUCAACUUCGACUCGGCUCGCGGUGGAAUCAGCCUGGAGACGGAGAAAACCGAGGCGGGCACCAGCAGCCGACUGUUGCUGACUAAGGCCACCGUGAACGAUUCUGGCAAUUACACGUGCGUUCCAGCUGGUGCCAUCCCAGCCAGUGUACAGGUGUACGUGCUGCAUGGUGAGCAUCCGGCGGCGAUGCAAACCAGCGGACAGAUGGCAUUGCGGUUGGGAUCCGGUUUGGGGCCACUUUCGUUGUCGGUUGUCGGUGGAAUGAUUGCAAUACUUGCUGUCUAUGGGUAUGAGCUGACGCGGCUACGCGCCCCGAUGGAUAUGGCAACGGUUAGUGAGAGGCGAACGUUUGGCUUUAGUAGGUGAUCUUGUACAUAAUCAAAACCGUUUCCGUAGAUGAAUAAUGAUGAUGAUGAUGUAAAUUUUAAGAUGAAUAAAUUAAUGUUUUAAAAACCGA